AGGCCAAAAACUAAUUUAAUUAACAAAUACGCAAACAAUGGACUUUCAAAGGUUUAUCUGCCCUUCUUAGCUAACAGAGCCUUUGAAACACAGACUACAAAUAGUUUGGGCCUGCAUGUGGCAAGACGGUAGAUCGUCACGCGAAACAAAAACUCACAGAGGUCAACACUUCAACCGUAAGAUAGCUCGGAUACACCAAAGACUAGUAUCGCUCCUUGUUUGUAAAUCUUAGCUCAUUAUCUACCCGACUCCGCCCACUAAGAAGAACCGCCUUAUGAAAAUAUACGUUUUCAUGGUUCAAGAAAAGAGUGCUAUAUAUGCCUGGUGUUGUUGUCCAUUCUAAAGGAAAUUUUCUGGUUUAUUCUGCAGGCUGAGCUGGGGUUUGUUUAGCUGUGAAACCAGGAACCGAGUGUUUACAUGUGGCCCCUGGGGGGUGAUCAGGGUGGCAAUUGAUUCAUUAUUUAUGGUUCGAAAGCGUGGAAUCCCAUUGAAGAAUAUCCAAAUCACUGAGACCACAAUUGUCACGGAGAUUUGACACAUUGAACCGUCUAAACUUUUACACCGUUGAGUUAAAAGCUCUUCCGUCAGAUUGCUUUGUGAUGAUGACCCAGCACUUGCACGCGAGUUUGUCCCUCGGGAAUUUACCCCUUGGCAAGCGGGAGGACGGCGAAGGUUUGGAAUCGUGCGAGAAAACGUGUGAAGAGCUUUCCACCUUGGAAAACACUGCAGUCGAUUCGCUGCUUAGAGACACAAUCACAGAACUCCAAAAAGCUCUUUACGAAUCAAAGCGACUACUUGCCGAACGAGACACGGAGAUUUUAACCUUGCGUAAUGAACUCGAAGAAUCGCGAAAGAAAUCGGAAGGCGGCCGAAGCUUCGUGAUCGAAGACGAGUUUAAGAAAUCGCAAAUGAAGGUGAUUGAUUUGGAGAAGACUGUUCAUCAAUUACAGCAGGACAUAACCUCGCAUAAGACACAAGAAAAGGAGGAAUUUAUCAACAAGCUGAAUGCCGGAGAACCAGGCGAAUUAUGCUAUUGCGGCUCGAUCUGUUUGGCAAUGAAAGAAGUGGUUGAUUUAAAGCGAAAAUUGCAUCACACUGAAUACAAGUACUUACAACUCAAGAAAAAUAUUCGGUCAAAAGAGAGGGAAGCGAGGGAGAGGAAUCGAGUCAAAGUGGGCGUUGCUCACAGAGAUAGCCCAUGCACGGUCAGCUAGAGAAAAACGACGAGGAGUUAUAUUUAUUUAGCGUCUAAGUGUCAAGAAGAGGUACGCUACGGUGCGUCGCUACUAUAUUUCAUUUAUUUGUAUAUAAAUUGAACCAAAUUGACAAAUCAUAUUAUCUAUUGUCCCUUGUACAAAUUAAACCAAAGUCUGCAACAAGGUGUGAUACUAGAUUAAGAGGACCUGUAAGGUUUAGAGGGACUGGCCCUAAAAAUAGAAAAACUCUGACUUAAAAAGAAAAACAAGCAUUAGACGACGAAAAAGCUUGGACAUUAUCUUAAAGCUUUUUCCGAAAAAAGGAAAAUAAUAUGUAAAUUAACCUUAAAAACUAUCUAUAAACUAUCUUUGCUUUCAUAAGGAAGGCUGGAGACAAGAAAGUAAAAACAAAAGCGACAUAAAUCAAAGUUUGCCAUCGU
This is a messenger RNA of Nematostella vectensis (starlet sea anemone), 1636 nucleotides long. RefSeq lists its product as uncharacterized. The transcript has a single exon. NCBI's taxonomy places the organism in Eukaryota, Metazoa, Cnidaria, Anthozoa, Actiniaria, Edwardsiidae. The record is from RefSeq and is a predicted model, not a curated record. Bases 600 to 1214 code for a protein of 204 amino acids.